Messenger RNA from Leopardus geoffroyi (Geoffroy's cat), 7094 nucleotides. RefSeq names its product phospholipase C beta 1 (gene PLCB1). NCBI's taxonomy places the organism in Eukaryota, Metazoa, Chordata, Mammalia, Carnivora, Felidae. Gene Ontology annotation, cellular component: nuclear speck; cytoplasm. Bases 369 to 4019 code for a protein of 1216 amino acids. The transcript has 32 exons. Gene Ontology annotation, biological process: lipid catabolic process; phosphatidylinositol-mediated signaling; memory. Gene Ontology annotation, molecular function: calcium ion binding; calmodulin binding; phosphatidylinositol-4,5-bisphosphate phospholipase C activity. The record is from RefSeq and is a predicted model, not a curated record.
ACUCGCGCUCUCCCUCUGUGUAUAGAGGAUGUGCUGAAUGGUGCGCUUCGAGGCGGCGGCGGAGGAGGAGCAGUACCCGGCGGCGGCUGGCAGCCUCGGCCGCCCGGCUCGGCUUCCCUGUGCCCUCCGAGGCUCCGCAGCCACCGCGGGCGCCCGACCCCGCGUCCCGCCCGGGGCAUGGCCGGGCGCCUGGCCCCCGUGCGCCCCGCCUGCUGAGCCGCGCCGGAGGAGGUGCGGAGGCCGGGAGGCCGGGGGAGGCCGGCGGGGGAGCACAGUCAAGCGCCUCGCGAGCCGAGAAAGGAGCCCCGCGCCCCGCGCCCCGUCCCUGCCGCGCUCGCCCGGGCCGCCCCGAGCCCCGAUGAGCCCAGAUGGCCGGGGCUCAGCCCGGAGUGCACGCUUUGCAACUCAAGCCGGUGUGCGUGUCCGACAGCCUCAAGAAGGGCACCAAAUUCGUCAAGUGGGAUGAUGACUCCACUAUUGUCACUCCAAUUAUUUUGAGGACUGACCCUCAGGGAUUUUUCUUUUACUGGACAGAUCAAAAUAAGGAGACGGAGCUGUUAGAUCUCAGCCUUGUCAAGGAUGCCAGAUGUGGGAAACAUGCCAAAGCUCCCAAGGACCCCAAAUUACGUGAACUUUUGGAUGUGGGGAACAUCGGACGCUUGGAGCAUCGCAUGAUAACGGUGGUGUACGGGCCUGACUUAGUUAACAUCUCCCAUUUGAAUCUCGUGGCUUUCCAAGAGGAAGUGGCCAAGGAAUGGACAAAUGAGGUUUUCAGUUUGGCAACAAACCUGCUGGCCCAAAACAUGUCCAGAGACGCAUUUCUGGAAAAAGCCUAUACGAAGCUGAAGCUGCAAGUCACUCCAGAAGGGCGCAUUCCUCUCAAAAACAUAUACCGCUUGUUCUCAGCAGACCGGAAGCGAGUUGAAACUGCUUUAGAGGCUUGUAGUCUUCCAUCUUCAAGGAAUGAUUCAAUACCUCAAGAAGAUUUCACUCCAGAAGUGUACAGAGUUUUCCUGAACAACCUUUGCCCUCGACCUGAAAUUGAUAACAUCUUUUCUGAAUUUGGUGCCAAAAGCAAACCAUACCUUACGGUUGAUCAGAUGAUGGAUUUUAUCAACCUGAAGCAGCGAGAUCCUCGGCUAAAUGAAAUACUUUACCCACCUUUAAAGCAAGAGCAAGUCCAAGUACUGAUUGAGAAGUAUGAGCCCAACGAUAGCCUUGCCAAAAAAGGACAGAUAUCAGUGGAUGGCUUUAUGCGCUAUCUGAGUGGAGAAGAAAAUGGAGUCGUUUCGCCUGAGAAACUGGAUUUGAAUGAAGAUAUGUCUCAGCCCCUUUCUCACUAUUUCAUCAAUUCCUCACACAACACCUACCUCACAGCUGGCCAGUUGGCUGGAAAUUCCUCUGUUGAGAUGUAUCGCCAAGUGCUCCUGUCUGGUUGUCGCUGUGUGGAGUUGGACUGCUGGAAAGGACGGACUGCAGAAGAGGAACCAGUCAUCACCCAUGGGUUCACCAUGACAACUGAAAUAUCCUUCAAGGAAGUGAUAGAAGCAAUUGCUGAGUGUGCAUUUAAGACGUCACCUUUUCCGAUUCUGCUUUCAUUUGAGAACCACGUAGAUUCCCCAAAGCAGCAAGCCAAGAUGGCAGAGUAUUGCCGACUGAUCUUUGGAGAUGCUCUUCUCAUGGAACCACUGGAAAAAUACCCACUGGAAUCUGGAGUUCCUCUUCCAAGCCCUAUGGAUUUAAUGUACAAAAUUUUGGUGAAAAAUAAGAAGAAAUCGCAUAAGUCAUCAGAAGGAAGUGGCAAAAAGAAGCUCUCAGAACAAGCCUCCAACACGUACAGUGACUCCUCCAGCGUGUUUGAGCCCUCAUCUCCAGGAGCCGGGGAAGCUGAUACUGAGAGUGACGAUGAUGACGAUGAUGACGACUGUAAAAAAUCUUCAAUGGAUGAGGGUACUGCUGGCAGUGAGGCCAUGGCCACAGAAGAGAUGUCUAACCUGGUGAACUAUAUUCAGCCAGUCAAGUUCGAGUCCUUUGAAACUUCAAAAAAAAGAAAUAGAAGUUUUGAAAUGUCUUCCUUCGUGGAAACCAAAGGACUCGAGCAACUGACAAAGUCUCCAGUGGAAUUUGUAGAAUAUAACAAAAUGCAGCUCAGCAGGAUAUAUCCAAAAGGAACCCGUGUGGAUUCAUCCAACUACAUGCCUCAGCUCUUCUGGAAUGCUGGUUGCCAAAUGGUUGCACUUAAUUUUCAAACUGUGGACCUGGCUAUGCAAAUAAAUAUGGGGAUGUAUGAAUACAAUGGGAAAAGUGGCUACAGAUUAAAGCCAGAGUUCAUGAGGAGACCCGACAAGCACUUUGAUCCAUUCACUGAAGGCAUCGUAGAUGGGAUAGUGGCCAACACUUUAUCUGUGAAGAUUAUUUCAGGUCAGUUUCUUUCUGAUAAGAAAGUUGGGACCUAUGUGGAAGUGGAUAUGUUUGGUUUGCCUGUGGACACAAGGAGGAAGGCAUUUAAGACCAAAACAUCACAAGGAAAUGCUGUAAAUCCUGUCUGGGAAGAAGAGCCCAUUGUGUUCAAAAAGGUGGUUCUUCCUUCUCUGGCCUGUUUGAGGAUAGCAGUUUAUGAAGAAGGAGGUAAAUUUAUCGGUCACCGGAUCUUGCCUGUACAGGCAAUUCGGCCAGGCUAUCACUACAUCUGUCUGCGGAAUGAGAGGAACCAGCCUCUGAUGCUCCCAGCUGUCUUUGUCUACAUAGAGGUGAAAGACUAUGUCCCAGAUACAUAUGCAGAUGUGAUUGAAGCUUUGUCAAAUCCAAUACGAUAUGUGAAUCUGAUGGAGCAGAGAGCAAAGCAACUGGCUGCUUUGACACUGGAAGAUGAAGAAGAAGUAAAGAAAGAGGCUGAUCCUGGGGAAACACCAUCAGAAGCUCCAAGUGAAGCCAGGACAACUCCAGCAGAAAACGGAGUGAAUCACACUACAUCCCUGGCACCCAAACCACCCUCCCAGGCUCCCCACAGCCAACCAGCUCCAGGUUCUGUAAAGGCACCUGCCAAAACAGAAGAUCUUAUUCAGAGUGUUUUAACAGAAGUGGAAGCACAGACUAUCGAAGAGCUAAAGCAACAGAAACCGUUUGUGAAACUUCAAAAGAAGCACUACAAAGAAAUGAAAGACCUGGUGAAAAGACACCACAAGAAAACCACUGACCUUAUCAAAGAACACACUACAAAAUAUAAUGAAAUUCAGAAUGACUACUUGAGAAGGAGGGCAGCUUUGGAAAAGACAGCCAAAAAGGAUAGUAAGAAAAAAUCAGAACCCAGCAGUCCUGACCAUGGUUCGUCAACAAUUGAGCAAGAUCUUGCUGCCCUAGAUGCUGAAAUGACCCAAAAGUUAAUAGACUUGAAGGACAAACAACAGCAGCAGCUGCUUAAUCUUCGACAAGAACAGUAUUACAGUGAGAAAUACCAGAAGCGAGAACAUAUUAAACUGCUUAUUCAGAAAUUGACGGAUGUUGCCGAAGAAUGUCAGAACAAUCAGCUGAAGAAGCUCAAAGAAAUCUGUGAGAAGGAGAAGAAGGAAUUAAAGAAGAAAAUGGAUAAAAAAAGGCAGGAGAAGAUCACAGAAGCUAAAUCCAAAGACAAAAGUCAAAUGGAAGAGGAAAAGACAGAGAUGAUCCGGUCAUACAUCCAGGAGGUGGUACAGUACAUCAAGAGGUUAGAAGAGGCACAAAGUAAACGGCAAGAAAAACUUGUAGAGAAACACAAGGAGAUCCGUCAGCAGAUCCUGGAUGAAAAGCCCAAGCUGCAGAUGGAUCUGGAGCAAGAGUACCAAGACAAGUUCAAAAGACUGCCCCUGGAGAUCUUGGAGUUCGUGCAGGAAGCCAUGAAAGGGAAGAUCAGUGAAGACAGCAAUCACAGUUCUGCCCCUCCCUCCCUGGCCUCAGACCCUGGAAAACUGAACCACAGGCCUCCUUCCAGUGAGGAGCUAGAAGGGGACAACCCAGGAAAAGAGUUUGAUACUCCUCUGUGAUUGUUCCUGCCAGGCCUUCAAAAUAUGCAUGGCCACUUCAUCGGACUCUCUCUUACUACAAAGAUCACUGCCCAGGAGCAUCUUCCUGAGAAGCAUCCCUUAGCCUAAAAUCCACACCAAAGGGGGAGUUCUAGACAGAUCCAUACAGACAUCCUCAUGCCCAGGCUCUAUGCGUUAUAUGGACACUACCGCAGGUCUACUUAUGGAGAGUGCAUGUAUGUGGGGCUUUUGUUUUCUUUCCAAUAGUAAAUUCAAAGCAGGCAACUUCCAGGCUCCCUGGGACAUUUAAUGAAGGACAGUGUCUUUUCUGAAGAAAAUCAAGCUCAUGUUUUUAUUUGAAGCUCUGGUGUAAAGUAUUUCAAAGUAAUAGAAAUAGUUUGAGAAAUGCAUAGCACUAUUUAACACUAUUGAACAGUCAACUUAGAGCAUUUGUUUUCCUAACUGCCCCUCAACUACCAUAUCUUCAAGGUAACAUGCAUAUUAAACUGUUCCAUCCUUUGCUUUGCAAGCACUGGCGGCUUGCAGUUUGCUAAUUUAUUUAUCGUAGAGGCAUCAGUGUAUUUGUUGCUGACGUGGCUUUAUUAGAUACCAUAGUGAUUCAAAUAAGUUGGUUUUCUUUCUUGAGAAAAAGUCACUUGAUUGUAUCCUCACCCAGUGAAUCUAUCCCAAGACUUAGUAAUAUGGCUCCUACAUUUGGUUACUUGGGCAAACUGACCACACACUUCCAGACAGUGUGCUUUCUGAGUUGACCAUUUACACUGAAAAAGUCUGGAUAGUCAUUGGUUGUUGGCCUGAAAUUAUUACAUAACUACAAAGAGUCUGUCUGGUUGAAUAAAAAUAGUUGAGCUGAUAUAUGUUGAGCAGAGAUUCAAUCAGACUGAACAGGUUCCAGUGGUUAUUUUGCUGUCUCACAUUUUAUAUGGUUCAUUUAUUUUUACUAUAGAGAUAAAGAUUGAAUAUUUAUCUAGAGAAUACACAAACCCACAUAUAAAUGAUAUAUAUUAUCUCCAUGUAUAUAUGUACACACUCAGCCAUGUAAGUGCAUACACACACACACACACACACACACACAUACACAAGUAUGGCUGUGUGUUUUUUAAUUGGCAAUGACCCAAGUCUCUUCUAUAAGACUUAAAACCAAAUUCAGGGAUAAAUACCUAGAGAAGAAAAUGGUCAAACAUCUGUAUUAUGUCGCUAUUAAAUUAUAUUGAAAUUCUAAGAAACAAUUGAUGGAACCAUUGAUACGAGUGGAGGUAGAUUUAGAACUUAGAAUAUGAAUUUGAUAUAUAUUUUACAGGAUCAAAAACUGGAUUUUAAGUAUCAGAUUUUAAGCUUGUUUUAAUAGAAUAUACAAAAUGUAUAGGGCAGCAAUAUGGAAAUUUAUUAGUAUCUUUCAUAAUUUUUAAGUCUGACGGAUUUCAAUUUUAUUCUAACAUAAAAAAUCUUUCAUUAUAUAUCUACUAUGUACAUUUAACUCACUUAACUAUGUCUUUUGUUAAGUUUCUAUGUUGGGUGGCAUAAGAAAAACAAAUUAUAUUGUGGGAAAACUGAUCAAAAGUAUUAUUGAAAGAACUUAAGAGAGAGUAAUUAUAUAGAAGAAAAUAUAAUCUAGAGAGUAACACAAGAACAUUGAAGUUAAAGCCCUGAAGAAAGAUGCUCACAGCUUUAUUUUACUUUAAAAUAAACCUGUCUGAUUGUAGCUUAGCGAAACAUUCUAAAAUGCAAAAACCAGUUGUGUCCUGAAAAUUGUGUUUCAAGAAUUUAAUAUUUUUAUGCAAAUUAUUUUAUUUAACUUUAAGCAAUAACUAGGGAUCACAAUUAAGUUUUAAUCAAAAUGAAGGCUUAGUUCAAACAUUAGGCAAGAGUGUUUGAUUAAAAAAAACACAUCUAGCAAGACACAGGGGAAAAAAUCCCAUCCUCUUUGGAGAUGAUUAUAUUUUGAUGUGAAAGAUUUGGGGUAUUAAUUAGACACUUAAUAAAACUUAUCUUCCACUGAAAGAGAAUUCUUUUGUAAAGCAUUCUACUUUUGCACUUUGAAAGAAAGGCAUUAAUCGUAAGGAAGCAAGAAAGGGCACAAUUGAAUGCUGCGUUUUUAUAAACAAAAUUACAGACUGUCUAACAUUGCAGAAGAGUGAACUAAUAAUAGCAUUCAUAACCAAACACAAUGAUGAUUAUUACAGAAACUUGUAUCACAGUUUAGGCCAGAGACAGACAAAAGUGGAAAAAAACUUGAGUUAACACAAACUUCUGGUAGUUGGAUUUCAUGAUCUUAGUGACUCGAUAGUCAUUUUGCAAUACAUUUGUAUUUGGCCAUUUACUGUAAUCACGUUUUUAUAUCUGUACAAUGACAGUUUUUGCAGUUGUGGGGUAGUGUGUAACACUGUCCAUCUUGCAUCAUCGAAACUACUACAGCGAUACUAUCAUUUAACAAUAUUAAUAUUACUUGAAAUAGAGUAAGAUAAAGAAAAAGGGUCUAUAUGAUGUGCAGUUUUGUGCCUUUAUGUAUUUGCCUUGUUCUGUGUUGAAUGUGUGAAAUUCUGUACUGUGGUCUUUCCUAUAAUAGAGAGAGCUGUGUAGUAAAUUAGACUGUGCCCCUCUGGUACCUUUACACUACUGAGAAUAGCGUGGUUUUGGCCGUGAAAACCAAUUUUCAAAAUUCUAAUGACAUGCUGCGUGGUUUUGGUUUUCAGCGUUUCAUUUGAACAUUUCAACAUCGCCAUACAUUAAUGAAUACUCCUGUAAUUGAUAAGCAGUCGUUAAAUCCUUCUGAAAGAAAGGGCCAUUGCUUGCAUUACUUUGAAUUUAAUGUUGCGCUUGUGCACUGUAUAAAUAUUGUUUGUGACAGAUUGGACAUUGUGACUUUUGCCUUUUCAGAAGACAAUAAAAUAUAGGACAAAGUAUUUGAAACUCUUAAAGUGUACAUAUUUUGGUUCUUCUAUCUCCAAUUAUUUAAAAUGCAUAAUUCACAUUUUUGUAAUAAUUCUAUGCAAUUUUGUGGCAUGAUGUUUCUUCCACUUGUAAUUUUAUGUGCUUUCAUCACAAAUCCAAAGGAAACAAUAAAAAUUUCUUAACACA